This is a messenger RNA of Coturnix japonica (Japanese quail), 3240 nucleotides long. RefSeq names its product transmembrane protein 242 (gene TMEM242). The record is from RefSeq and is a predicted model, not a curated record. Lineage: Eukaryota; Metazoa; Chordata; Aves; Galliformes; Phasianidae.
GAGGAGGAGGAGAAGAAGAUGGAAGAGGAAGGGCGGCAGUGCGUCCCUGCCCCGCUUCUUUUCCUUCCGGGUUGGGUGCUGGUGUCGCCGCGUCCUCCCGCAGCCCGGCCAUGGGGGAUUCCCCACACGCCCCGGCUCCGCUGGAUCCCGCGCUGGGAACUCCCCUUUCCCGGGGCCGUGGGAGCUCUUCGGCUUCCCAGGACGAGCUGUUCCUCAUCAAAGGUGGAAUUUUCCUAGGUACAGUUGCUACAGCGGGAAUGAUAGCAGGUUUUGGUACCACACUUGCCAUGGCAAAAAAGAAGAACCCAAAAUGGUUCAGUAAGGGUAUUACUGCUACAGCUGCAUUACCUGAGAGUGGCUCAUCACUGGCCUUACGUGCCCUAGGAUGGGGCUCUCUGUAUGCAUGGUGUGGAGUUGGAUUACUAAGUUUUGCCAUCUGGAAGGCUCUGGGUGUUCACAGUACUCCUGGCACAGCGAGCUGACUGUAUCCUGAUGGAUAACACAGAGGUGCUGAAAAUAAUUUUGUAGAAAAUAAUGGGUUUGGCGUAUUUUUCAUUUCAUUAAAUAUAAGAAGUCAUAAGAAGUUGUUUCAUGUUCAGAUCUUUGGUCACAUCUGGUAGAGCUGUGAUUCCUCCUCCUGUGUUACUAGCCGCCCAGACAAUGUAUUUAUAAGCAUUGGGUUAUCAGAGGUAAGAAGGAAAUGAUCAGAAAUUAGUCCUUUAUAAAUUAUUUUCUGAUGAUAAAUUGUCUAAACUUUGUGGCACUUAGGCAGUUCUAGUCUCAGGUAUGUCCUUGAAAACACAUAGAGCACUGCCAUUUACAGCUGUGUCUGCGAGGAUUAAAGGGGACCUGCAGUUGCAAUACUUGAAGAAAUUUAUGGUCACAGCAUAGUCCUGGAAAUAUAUUAUUUUGUCUCUGAACAAGGCCCAAGUUCCAUUGUUUUAUUUCUGUGAUACUACUUCAUUUUGAUCUUUAAUUAAGCUAAAGUUAUAGUAAAAUAAUAAAUUAAAAGCCUAAAGCAAAGCAGGGCUGCAGUUGGAGUGAUUUAUCUGGUCUGUCUCUUGCUGUUUCCUUUGCUGCUUAAACUGGUGUUUUUUGAAAGGCAGAAGCAUAGCCUGUCUGUACAAGCAAGAUACACACCAUGGUGAUCCCUUGCUUUAUUUGAUGAGUGAAAUGCAUAGGGUCUACCUUUGUGAUAUAAAUUAUUCCCUGUUCUUUGAAAAGGUCUUCCUGACCCAUCCCUCUAUCCCCAAGUGUUUCGUUCUUCUUAAUCCUCAACCUGCUGACUUCAGGGAGUUGCAGAGUCUGAUUCCCAUGUAGCUGACUGUCAGCAGUAUGUUGUUUAAAAAUGUUUUGCAUUCAGUGUACUUAUUUCACAGGAAUAACUGAUGUCGAUAAUCCUAUUAAGCUGAAUUCCAGUUUGCUUACAGUUUGAUUGCUGUUUGUCAACAGGACCAAAUCCUUCGAAAAUGUUUCACAGUUUUCUAGAAGUUGCAGUUAAGUUGUAAAUCCUCCCUUUAGAUAAGCAGCUUUUCUUUGCAUUAAAAAUUUGCAGCUGCAGAGUACUUGACGGAUAUUAAAACCUAUCUAUGAAUGCUUCUUGUUCUUUUGAAUUAUUAUUAUUUUUACAUAACAGGGACUGUGAGCCUUCUUUUAAAAGCAUAACAGUGUUUCAGCACUGUCACACUGAGCCAUGGAACAAUUAACAAGCAAGAUAAAUUAUGCUUUAAGAGCCCUUUUGCUCUUUAUGCCCUCAAUAAAUUUCCUCAGAAAUGAAAGCAUUUGUUCUCCCAAGGGAAGAGGGCCAGGAUGAUUCAUAUGUAGGUUUGUUACUUGUAUAUCUGUUCUAUGGAAAGCUGAAAAAAAAAAUACUGAGAACUAGUAAUUUGUGACUAAUACAGAUACAAAAUAUUAGUUAUCAUUUUUAUGGUGACUCCUGAUGAAAUAUCCUCUUUUUCAUCAAUCUUAACCUUUAAAAUAUUAGCAAUCUAAUACAAUUGCACAGCUGUGUAGAGACAUCCAAGGCAAUUAAAAGCAAUACAGAGAUUAUAUGCUUGCUAUGGUUUUGUUGGUAAGGACAAGUCCAAUGCCAGGUUCUUUUAUCUAGAGGAAAUCUGCCUUCUGAAUACUCAUUCCAAGCAAAACAGUGCUAACAUCACCCCAUCUAUUUUGGGAGAUACUUGAUAUUAUUUUUGAGACUGUACUCACAAGUACAUUAUAAAUACAAAUGAGGACUGGGUCUAAGGAUGGAUGAUUUUAAAAAAUAAAAUGCAAUUACAGAGACAUAGUCGUCACAAUUGUUUGCCAUCCAUAAAUAAUACUAAGAUGUACAGAUCUCAAUCAAAUACUGACAUUUUGCGGAAGCUAAAUUUUUUAUGCUAUUUUGUAGAUGUCCAAAUGCUGCUACAAAAGCAUUGUAUCCUCUAGAAUCAUUCUAGGAUCAUCCGAGAAUCAUUCUUAGAUGUUUUUAUUGCUAUUAUCUUUUAACUUUAGUUUUAUUUAAUCCUAUUCACGAUGUUUCUCUUCCUUACCAUGCUUGAUUUAUUAUACAUACUUGACUGCAUAAUAAAAUAAUCAAUAAUAAUAAUUCAAAUGUGCUCAGUUUUUUAACAUCAUUUUACUUCCUCAAUGCUUAUUUAAAUUCAAGGAAGAUUUAGUACCAGUACAAAUUAACACUUCCUCCUUCUGUUUAUACACAUAUUGUCUGUACUGCUUGUAUUACCUAAUUACUUCGGUGUGGAGAAGAGUUGCCUUCACACAUAUGUACUGCUUUUAUUUUACACAAGGAGUAGAAGAUAUAUACAAGAAACCUGUGAACUUUGUUCAUUCUUGAUAAAGCAGAAUACUUAUUUGAAGAAUAAGAUCAUCCUUUUCUUAGUGGAAAGCUGCUACAUCUGCACUGUCUUUAGGGGAAUCUGUAAGGAAGCAUUUCAAGAGUAUAAGAAGACAGUAACUAUAGCUCUCUUGGGGAAUUAUUUCAGUGUCUCGGAAGAGACUUGUCAAUGUCAGCUGCCAUCAAACUGUUGGGAAGUUAGAUAGGCCUUCCAGUUCUUGAAGGCAGCUUAUAAACAGGAGGGAGACUGACUUUUUACACAAUGGAAUAAUGGUAGGACAAGGCAAAAUUACUUCAAACUAAAUAUGGGGAAGUUUAAGUUACAUCUUAGGCAGAAAUUCUUCACUCAGAGGGUGAUGAGGCAUUGACACAGGCUGUCCAGAGAAGCUGGGGUGUCCCAUCCCUGG